This is a messenger RNA of Mesorhabditis spiculigera, 2823 nucleotides long. The record is from the annotation of a GenBank genome assembly. Lineage: Eukaryota; Metazoa; Nematoda; Chromadorea; Rhabditida; Rhabditidae.
AUGGAGUUGAAUCUGCGGCAAAGUGGGAUUGUUCGACGUAUUUCGGUCAAGAAGUGGUUUCCGACAAGGAGCGGCGUCUACACAAAGUUUAUUCACGAGCAAUACCUACGGGACGACAUCCCCUGCGGAUUAGGCUCUUGCCUCGAAUGCCGACAUUUUGAUUCGAAUUUAAACCUGAACCUGGGGUCCGACAACGCAGAAAUCACAAAAGCGGUUCCUGGCAAACAUGCUGUCAUCUUCGACUUCACAGCACUUCAGCGAUUCUAUGACCUGCUCGAUUACGACGUUUUCCAGAAUGUUACGAUUUGUCAGACAACCUGGGAUCAGCUCACGAAGAAAUGCGUUCUAGGCUAUAAAAAGUUGAAUACAAAGAUUUAUGAAGAGAAGAAUGCCCGGUUCUUCGUUUUCCUGAACGACUAUUUUGUCGCGACUGCUCGAAAAGAAAAUCCAUUGGCGUCCACUGCUCACUAUCUAAAGAAGCAUUGGGCCAACGCACUGGAGCCCGUGGUUUUGUGUGCAGAAGAGCAUGAUGUUGCAAAGCUUCAAAAGGAUUACCCGAGGGUGAUGACGUUGAAAAAAUAUAUCGAAGGAAUGAGUAAUUCGCACCGGCAAGAACUACUAGACAAAUUAGCUGCCUAUGCUCCGAUUGAAGGAGCACGAGCAAUAUUUGAGGAGCAUCUGUCGCAUGAAGUGUUGGCGAGAUCGCUGGCAACUGGGACCGUGCGAAAAGGGAAUUUCCAGGUGUCUAGAGAAAAUUAUCGCGAAGGAUACGUUUUCGUUGACGGUGAUAUGGGUACGCGAUGGUUCAUUCAAGGGCUCAAUACGAAUAGGGCUAUCCACGGCGACACGGUGGCCGUGCAGUUAUUGCCCGAAUCCGAGUGGUCUGCUCCGGAAAAAGCUCUCCGUCUGCGGGACGUUGAGGAAUAUUCGUUGAAUCCCGACGAGGAUGAAAAUGAUGGCGGCUUAGAGCAACCGGCGCGCAAAAAGGCCAAAAUUGAUGUGAUUCCGACGGCCAAGGUGGUUGGUAUCAUUCGGCGAAACUGGCGCCCUUAUUGCGGCAUCCUCAUCCCAUCUAUUCGGAAGGAAGGCCGCCAUCAUUUGUUCUGUCCGUCUGAGCGGCUGAUUCCUCGGGUUCGGAUAGAGACGGAACAGGCUGACUUUUUGUCCCAUCAACGGAUUCUCGUGGCAAUCGACUGCUGGCCGCGCGACAGCAAAUACCCGCUCGGUCACUAUGUGCGCGCUCUUGGUAAUAUCGGGGAUCGCGAGGUCGAAAACGAGGUGCUGCUCCUUGAGCAUGAUAUUCCACAUGCACCAUUCACUGAAUCUGUACUGGAUUGUCUUCCAAGCGAAGGGGCUAACUGGAAACCGGAUCUGAAGCCGCCGCGUGUCGACCUGCGAGAUCUCGUGAUUUGUUCUGUGGAUCCGAUUGGCUGUACCGAUAUUGACGAUGCCCUACAUUGCCGUGAAAUUGGCAACAAUUUAUACGAGGUUGGCGUGCACAUCGCCGAUGUCACCCAUUUCGUACGGCCAGGGACUGCGAUUGAUUCUGAAGCAGCCGAUCGAUGUACUACCGUCUAUUUUUCCGAUCGCCGUAUCGACAUGUUACCGGAACUUUUGUCCUCGAAUCUUUGCUCGCUGCGUGGUGGCGAAGAGAGGUACACAUUUUCCGUGAUUUGGCAAAUGACCGGGGAUGCGACAAUUGUCUCGGCCAAGUACCACAAGUCUUUGAUCAAAAGCUCGGCGGCACUGACAUAUGAAAAAGCGCAGGAAAUGAUCGACAACCCGAAGCUGGAUGAUGCCACCACUCGGUCAUUGCGUGGCUUGAUGAAGUUGUCCAAGCUCUUGAAACGGAAACGUGUGAACAAUGGUGCUUUAUCGCUGGCUUCUUCAGAGGUGCGCUUCGAUAUGGAUUGGGCGACCAAAACGCCGAAAUCGGUGCAGAACAAGGAACACCUCGACACCCAUUCCAUGGUCGAGGAGUUCAUGUUGUUGGCAAACAUCUCUGUUGCGGAAAAGAUUGUGGCCGAAUAUCCUGAUUGUGCUCUUCUGCGACGCCAUCCGGUCCCAGAUGAGAGCAGCUAUAAGCCCCUAAUCGACGCGGCCCAGAAGAAGGGUUUCCAAGUUUCGACAGAGAGCGGCAAGGCCUUGGCUGACAGUUUGGAUAGGUGCGUUGACCGUCAGAACCCCAUGACGAAUACGUUGCUGCGAAUGUUGACGACAAGAUGUAUGACGCAGGCACUAUAUUUUAGCGCAGGAACCAUACCGCUGGAUCAUUACUGUCAUUUCGGGCUUGCCACGCCUAUCUACACGCAUUUUACUUCUCCGAUUCGACGUUAUGCAGAUGUCAUCGUGCAUCGUCUACUGGCUGCUGCCAUUGGAGCCGACGACAUUGGUAUCGGCUUGCUUAGUCAAACGAACGUGCAGAAAGUUGCGCAAAAUAUCAAUUACCGGCACAAGAACGCCCAGUACGCCGGGCGAGCCUCCGUUCAGCUAACCGUGCUAACCUAUUUCAAAGACCGCGAGGAAGUCUGCGAUGGCUUCGUCAUGGGAAUUAGAGAAAAUGGAAUCCAGGUGUUCGUUCAUAAAUAUGGAAUCGAGUCUAUGAUUGUGGUGAAAUCGGACGAAGUGAAGGUUGAUACCGAGGCCCACACAAUCACCAGUGGCAACCAGGUGCUCUCAGAACUCGAUCGUGUCAAGGUUCGCGUGAAAGUCAAUUCGUCCAACAUCCAGCGGCCGCGAAUCGUUCUCGACCUGCUCGACCCGCAGAUUCCUGGCGUUUCGGUGGACUUUGAUCUCAGCUCGUCUGUCGGAAUGCCAAAGAGC